Messenger RNA from Cottoperca gobio, 3383 nucleotides. RefSeq names its product SRY-box transcription factor 19b (gene sox19b). The record is from RefSeq and is a predicted model, not a curated record. Bases 460 to 1380 code for a protein of 306 amino acids. The transcript has 2 exons. Lineage: Eukaryota; Metazoa; Chordata; Actinopteri; Perciformes; Bovichtidae. Gene Ontology annotation, cellular component: nucleus. Gene Ontology annotation, biological process: positive regulation of transcription by RNA polymerase II; negative regulation of transcription by RNA polymerase II; neuron differentiation. Gene Ontology annotation, molecular function: RNA polymerase II cis-regulatory region sequence-specific DNA binding; DNA-binding transcription activator activity, RNA polymerase II-specific.
GAGUCUUUUCAGUUGCUAAUGCAUGCGCACACACACAGAAGCUCUUCGCUCUCCCAUUGGUCCACAGCCGGCUGACUGCACGAGAAUAGGGGAACUUUUGGAGUGAACAGGCAGAUGAGUUCAGUGUGUGAGUUGGCCUUCUGACAACAAGUGGUUUUCCGCUGAGAACUAAUUCAUAGCACUGAGGAGAGGUAGCUGCUGGAUUUUUGAAUCACUUUAGUGUAUUUCAGUAUCAAAGUAAUGACUGCUACAACCAGACUUAUCAUUUAAGAGAAAACUGGUCGUCCUUUGCGGUGUUUUUGUCUCCUGGGUGCGUCGUGAGUAAUUAGUUGAUUUGCAUCACCCGGCGCUCCCGGUUAAACCUGGCCCCAAGUCGCCAGGUGGACGGCGACAAAGGCUACUGUGUGUUCAGUGUUUUAACUCUUCUGUAACUCCUUCACUUCACUACAACUGUCCAACAUGUACAGCAUGAUGGAACACGAGUUGAAGCCGACCGGCCAGCCUCCUUCUCACCAGACCUCCCAGGGAAUGUCACCGGUCACCGGCAACAUGACCGGGAACAUGGGAAGCAAUGGCAACUCUCACCCGGGCUCCAAAACUGCAUGCCCACCUGGAGUCGACCCAAUGGAUAAAGUCAAGCGGCCCAUGAACGCCUUUAUGGUCUGGUCCAGGGGGCAGAGGCGCAAGAUGGCCCAAGAAAACCCCAAAAUGCACAACUCUGAGAUCAGCAAGCGGCUGGGAGCGGAGUGGAAACUCCUGACUGAUGCCGAGAAGCGGCCUUUCAUCGACGAGGCCAAGCGGCUCCGGGCAGUCCACAUGAAGGAGUACCCCGACUACAAGUACAAACCACGCCGCAAGACAAAGCCCCUGCUUAAGAAGGACACUCAGGUAGGCAAGUACCCGCUGUCAGCAGGCAACCUACUGGUAGCGGCGCAAGGCCAAGGUGGCAGUCCGAGGAUGGACAGCUACGGCUGGGGUCCCACUGGGGGGUACGCCGGCAUGCAGGGCGAGGCGCUCGGCUACACACAGCAGCUACACCGGUACGAUCUGUCAGCUCUCCAGUACCCACCUGCAAUGACUGCAGCACAGUCUUACAUGAACGGAGCCAACUCGUACAGCCCGAUGUCAUACAGCAGCAGUCCCCAGCAGCCCAGUCCCGUCACCAUGUCCAUGGUGAAAGCAGAACCAGUGUCCCACUCGCCUCCGACUGGGACGCCAAACCACCACCGGGGCCCUUUGCAGGGUGACCUCAGGGACAUGAUCAGCAUGUACAUCCCCGGACCAGGAGGGGAUGCCGGUGACCCCACGGCAGCACAGAGGGGCUACACCAGUGUCCAGCAGCACUACCUCACUGGAACCGUCCCACUCACACACAUCUAGGACUGGAAGUGGGAGUCAUGGGGGGGGUGGGGGGUGAACUCAGUGGGAGGACCAGAAAUGCUUACGAUGCACAGCUGGCAGGACAGGAGAUGGAGUCGGGUGUGGGGAGACUGUAGACUGGCAAAGCAAAGAGACACAAGAUGUUAAGGAAAACACUUUCUUUUUUUCUGCAUUCAGUAGUCUACCAGAACCAGAUGUGCCUGCAAUUAGACAGACAUACAAGUGUCGAAUGCAUUCUUAUUAAUUGAAAAGCUGUUUUUCUACCUCUUCGGUGCCCCAUCAGUUAAGAUAAAUGCCACACACAGACACCACCACAAGUACAGAGCGGAGACUCCUCCCUGCCCACUACCCUCCAGCAGAAGGACUGCAGUGAAGACAGGGGCCACGUCUGUUUAUUGUGUACAUACUUCUGUCUUUUUCUGUCUUCUUGUCUUUUUAUAUUUUUUAGAACUUCUCCAUAAUAAGUCAAGAGACUCAUUUUAAUACCACCCUAAACACUGGCACUCAUGACAGUUCCACCAAUCCCAGUCCGUGCCGGGCGACUGGGCCAGUCAGCGGGUUCAGUCUUCCACUGUUUGACCACGGAGCAGUCUACAGCCACAGCACAGAGACAAAUGUCCCAGCAACCUGCUCGACGGAUCACAAUCUCUCAGCUGGUGACAGACGAAUCACCCGAGCUGAAGUGCUCUGAUUGUUUAUUUUUUUUAUUUGUUGUUGCUGUCCUGAUGUGUGAGCGGAGCCGGGUGUCGGUGGUGAAUAUGGGAAGGAAAUGCACAACUCGAAUGACCGCUGUUUUUAAAAAUGAACACUUUUUGCCUUGGCUUUGGUUUAGUACUCUUGUGUUUUUUAUAUUUUUAACUGAUAAACUUGUUGGAUGACAUGGAAAACACCUGUUGGACAAUCAGCACUGCAUCCACAGGAAAUGAGCGGAACACACUGGCUUCUCUGAUCUGUGGAGUCUCUUUAGAACGUAGAACCAGGCUGGUUCUAAAUCCUACAUUUCAGUAGGACUCGUGUUCCAGAUCACUGGUUUACAGUUGAGUCUAGGAAGAGGUGUGAAGCUGUUUUUGCUGCCUGUAUGAGUUUUAUUUGCUAUAAUUUAGUUUUUAGAUUUGAUCUUUUGAUGUAAAUGUUCAGAUGUGGUGUUUUGGCAGCAUCCUCUGUGUAUUCAUUGUCACUUUGCUCUAGGCAAGAGUUAUAUUGUUUUUUUAGGCUUUUCAGUAAGUGAAUGAAAUUUAAUAUGAAAUGCUACAUUUCAGUUGUUUUAUUCCAAAUAGCAGAUUUAAGACUUCCAAGUUGUGUCUUCCAACAAGUAAACUGGAUUGACAAAAGGCCGUCCAGGCAUGCUUUUAAUGACCUGUCAAUGUUUGUGUUUUUACUACCAGUAAAGAGAAUGUAUCAAAGCAAGUUUCAGAUUAAAUCUCCAGCAAACCUUUUCUAAACUUCUUUCCAGAUAACUUUACCUGUGGGUAAUUCUAUCAUUCUAUAAAAUAAGUGCUUUUAAUCCUGGUUCUCUCAAUCUGACAGUACUGUUAUUUGUCCAUGUUUCUGUCUAGCCUGCUGUCUGGUUACUAGUGCUGCUAUGGACCUAAAGGGAACUUUAUUUUCGACCUACAAAAACUGUGAAUAUUGAAUGUGGUAGAUUAUUCAGACCGUUAACUUUGAAGCAUUCCAUUACUAACUCAACAUGCACUGGAAACAGAUGCCUUACUUAUUUUUGAAAAAGGGAGAGCAGUUCUAUUAAAGUAAUUUGUGAAUGUUUACAUUGUUACCCAAGUGUUUAACUUUUAUACUGACUUGUAUCUCUAUUUUUUAGAAUGAAUUCUCUUGUAUGUAAAUGCUGCCAUAUACUAGAGUUUCUGUAUGUAGCAUUCAUGUAAAUAAUGUAUACACUUUUAGGCUCUUAUACUAAGAGUCUUGAUUCCUUUUUGAUUAAAAAAAAAUCUUUGUUAUGGCAUUCAUGACAAUAUUAAUAAAAAGUACAAAUUCUUUUUUCACUUUAA